Populus nigra (black poplar) is the source of this 1287-nucleotide messenger RNA. RefSeq lists its product as uncharacterized. Bases 296 to 943 code for a protein of 215 amino acids. NCBI's taxonomy places the organism in Eukaryota, Viridiplantae, Streptophyta, Magnoliopsida, Malpighiales, Salicaceae. The record is from RefSeq and is a predicted model, not a curated record. The transcript is spliced from 5 exons.
AGGUAAUGGGAAAACAUGCUUAUACAGAUAAUGGGAAAAAUAACAGAGAUGAUAUAAAUGGGUUUUUUUCUUCAAUUUCUCAACGUAAUUCCAAUGGAGGAGCAAAUUGAAAAGAAUCAUAUAAUUCAGGGUAGAAAAAGAGCACAUUGAAACAAUCACGAUGUUUAGGGUGGAAAACCAAAGAUUUGUUAUUUAAGGGUAUUUGUUUGAGAGUUUUUACAAUUUGGCCGAACAAAUAAGAGAGAGAACAGACAAAGGAACAACACAGAGAAGAGAGAUCGGCAUCGGCAUCGGCAUGGAAAGUAGUAAACGAGAAGGGGGAGAAGAAGAGAAAAAGCAAACUGAGAAACGAAAUCAAAUCCAAAACGAAGGAGGAGGAGGUUCUAAUUUGAAAGGGAAAUCAUGCAAAGGGUAUCUUUAUUACUCUUCAACACUCAAAUCAAACGGCAUCAAUCCUCGCUGUAUUGGAAUCCCUCGUUCUCUCCCUCAAAUUCCUAAUUAUGUUGGGCAAUCUGAGGUUGAAGCUUCAAAAGAUGGGCGGACUCUUAUAGAUUUUUAUUAUGGUUGUGCUGGUUACUCUGUUUAUGUCAAUAAAGACCUCUCAACUGAUAAGCAAGUGGCAAAAACAGAACUUCCUGUCUGUGUGGGUCUGGAGCUUUUAGUGGAUAGAAGAGUUGCUUCUGAAGAUAGUGCUUCUGCUCCAGCUCAUAUCCACCACAAAGAAGAUGGUGGUGAAUUACCUCAGCUUCAGCCUCGACGUGAAUUACCUCAGCCCCGAGCACAUAAACCAGUGAUUUCUGCAGCAGAUGACUUCCUUAGCAGGUAUACGAGAAAUGCAAACCUGGUCGCAUCAGGGGUGGCCAGAAACAUGCGAAGAGUGGGGAAUUACGUAAAAGAUAGUGUGGAUGAUAUUUUGUACCCUUACAGAAGGCGACCCAAGUAGGCCAUAAAUUCUUGAAUUGAUGCACGGAGGAAGAGAAUUGGCCUGAUGGUGUAAAAAAGUGCUUCAUCCCUACCUGUACUGUUCGACUUUCUGAUUCAUGCACACUUCUACUCCUUUAAAACCCCUUCACACCCUUCCCUCAUACCAAUAAAACAGUGUUGCUGGUGGUACUUGACAUGCUGUUAUUCAUUCACCAGAACACGAUACAUAUGGUUAAUGUCAUCUAUUGUAUUUAAAGCCCAGGCGGGGUUGGUGGGGAUGGCAAAAAGCUCUUUUCGUAUGAUACAGUGAGCUGAUCUUAAAUUUCUUGAUGAUAAUGUGAUGUAGAAUAUUUUUUAAAAUAA